GAUGAAAGCGGAUAUAUAUUCGCUUGGUUUGCUCUUAUGGGAUAUGCUGCCUGGUGGCUUCUUGCAGCAAACGAAGUCUGCCGUCGACUCCGGUGAGAUUCCUACAGGCAAAACGUUUGAACAGAUGAAGGCGUCCGGAGAGUUGUCAGACUGGGCGGCGUACUACUUUUUACAUGGAUACUGGGACGGAGUGUAUGAACAGUCAGGUGGAAGGGCCGACGACGAUUCGAGCGCGGAUACGGCCCCAACCAUUGCCAUGAGAAUCGGCUAUACUGUCAUGAAAGCCUUGGAACCUCCUUCGACACGAACAGCAACUGUCCAGGAUCUCUUGGUGGAGCUAAGAGAGAUCCUACACUAUGUUGUAAAGCACGAGCUAUAUGACUCGUUGCCUCCUUUCGACAUUGAUCAAAUGACCUCAGCUUUCAACCCCCAGGAGGCUGAUGCGCUGUUCAAUCCUCCAUUCACUUCAAACCCGUCUUCAGGCCCUCUUGAUGAGGAAUCACGGAGGUCGGGGUAUGAAGGGAUGCUUAGUAGUUUCCGGCAACUAGGACUAGAGCGCAGUGGCAGGACAGAAGAGCUAAACAUGGACAGAUUUUGGACGGUACACUAUCCCUCAGAUUCUCCACCAAGUAUAUCCUUUUCCGGUUGGAGGGGAGUUCUCGAUACGCAACGAAUCUUUGGGCAAUUGAGAUUACUUCCCAUUCCUGUGAUAACCCAGCUCCUUGAGCAACUCAAAAAAGCAGCAAGCAAUGCGACUUUGGCUGCCAGCCGUCGAGCACUAUCGGCUUACGAGUAUGGUAUCUUGUCACUAUCAUUACUCCAAAUCAGUAUCCAAGAGCAACCCGAAGUCGACCAGGCUCUGAGCAUGGUUGCCAAGGCGGCGGAGCUGGGCCACACUGGGGCUCGAGGUAUUAUUGGGUGGCUUCAUGAUGCUCUCGGCAGGACAAUGACCGCCUUUGAUCCAGAACUAGUACACUUGCGCUAUCCUAAUGUCAUCGGAAACAGUUCAACUGCCCAUAGGAGACUGCGCCAGCUAGGCAAGUUGCAGCUGGUGGACCAACGCGGCCUUGGAUACCCAGGAAUCAGGCACAGGGCAGCGAGUGGCUCGCAGCUACCCAUGGAGACAUACAUUCCGAACAGAACUACCCCCAGCCAGCACGUCCAGCGUCUCCUGUGGGGGGCCUCCUGUCAUGAGGAAUAUAGGAUUCUUAAGCUUCUCACGACGCACCGUUUGCCGGAAAUAAACAGCACAAACUACGAGGGGAAUUCGGCACUUUUGAUGGCUAGCCGCCACGGUCACCUACAGUCCGUGUUGCAUCUGCUCGCCCAAGGGGCGGAUCCAACCUUGGCAAAUAGUCAGGGCAUAACGGCCUUGCACUACCUAAGUGCCUUCCGAGACGAAGACAUCCAAACCGUUGCACAGGCUCUCCUCGACAACAAUUCUUCGAUGGAUGCUCGAGCGGCCAGCAGACACACACUGUUCCUUGAUCCGAUUUACCCAACGCCCGAAGGCACACCUUUGGCGUGGGCAGUAGCAGCAAACAACAUUGCGGCCGUCACGGCACUGGUAAAUCUUGGAGCCGAUCCAUUUGAUGAAGCUGGCCAAACAGCUCAAACCAGUGACAGGUGGACAGAGUUUAACCGCCUCUCCCCUGUUUUCAUCGCUGUUGUAAGACACCAGCACGAAAUCCUUGGGGCGCUUUUCCCAGUCAGCCGGCGGGAAGCAAUCCCGGAUCUCGGGAACAGAUUGAACAACAUCCGCAUCAAUGUUGGCUCCCAAGGUGUCAUUGACACAAGCCUCUUCGCUAUCUGUGCGAGGUACGACAUCGAAGGGCUCCUUCCUCGCCUGCUUCUCCACGGACGGAGCCACAAAGGAGCAUUCAAGAAGACAUUCGAGCUCCUCAUCAACCUGGGCGCAAACCCCACCGAGACCGCCCACAGAGGAGCAGGUAUCAUCGGCAUCGCUGUCCACUUUGGCCAGCCCUUUGUAGUGGAAUACCUGAUGGAGUGGGACGGCGGCAGACUCCGAGAGCGGUCUCGAGUAUGGUACGAGAUGAUGAUCAGAGCCGCACAAGACUCGGACCGGGUAAUUUUUGGCACCUUGAUGAAAUACGAGGUCAUGGAUCAGAUUGAGAUCAGUGAAUGGCGACGGUUCUUCGUCACAAUGGCCAGGGAAACAAACGAUGUCCAUUUUUUGGAUCCGUUUGCCCACAAGGCUCGCGAGGCCGGAGACCUGGGACCCCAUUUAUCCAUUGCGAUCGAUGCUGGGAACUUUGAGACUGCGAGAUGGAUCAACACGGUGUCGUCAACUUGCGAUAUUGUCCAACCAGUUGGUGACGAUGCACUCUCUCUUCUAGGUCGCAUAAUUCUGAAGUCCCAGACCUUUGACAGCGUGAGAUCCGCCAUACACGCUUUCCUCGACCUUCAAUAUGACCCAGAUCAUGUGUUUUACAAUGUUAUGACGAUGGGAGAGUCUCAGCUGACGGCCUUGCACGUUGCGGCGUUGUAUCUGGAGUAUAGCCCUGGGAGUACGAUGGCUGUAGGCAUUUUCGAAACUAUCCUGGACAAGUUCAAUGAGCCUCGCCAUCUCAACUUUCAGCUUACAUCAGGCACCUACCGUGGAUACUCACCCCUUCACUUUGCCCUUAAGUUCGGCAAUGCUGAAGCAGUUGAGUGUAUGUUGCAAGAAGUUCCGGAGGAUGAAGGGGAGGACGGUCUGGAUAUCAAUCUCGUCAACGGCGAAGGCGAGACAGCGAUGGACAUGAUUUGUCGCCAAUUCGGUUCCCAGAAUAAAUGGUUUGACAUGUGGGAAGUCCCAGAGGAACAACGACAGCGGCUGGGCAUCCGUCACUGGGACCAUACCCUGGAUGUGUUUGGGGCUCUACGAAAGAAGGGGGCUCGUAAUCGCAAGUACAUUCAGGUUGUCCUUCGGCCACAAGAAGAUGUGUUUCUGGUGUUCGACUUCCGACCGAACCAGCCGCUCUUGCAGGUACCAUUUAACCCAGAAUCCAUCUCGCAGGAUCUCAGGGAGCGCCAUCCGUAUUUCACAGCUAUAUGUGCACUUGGCGUCCGAGAUUGUUUCCUAGUAGGGGAUCCUCGUUACGUCUCAACUGCACAAGGCAGGGCGGUCCCAUUACCCCCAAUGCUCGCGACUGAUGGGCCCGAGCUGGAUAAUGAAGAGGUUAAUGCGCGGUUUCUAGACCUUCUUCGUGCUCUCGGUAUUCGCGACUGAAGUAGGCGGGAUUAACUUGGGUCAUAUGAUUAUACAUUUAAGUAGUGUGUAUAUAGAGCGCAGGGUGGAUAAGGCAGCUUUUAUCCAAAGACUACAGUCAGCUUCUGGGUUUGGGAGUG
This is a messenger RNA of Ilyonectria robusta, 3351 nucleotides long. RefSeq lists its product as uncharacterized. The transcript has 5 exons. NCBI's taxonomy places the organism in Eukaryota, Fungi, Ascomycota, Sordariomycetes, Hypocreales, Nectriaceae. Gene Ontology annotation, molecular function: protein binding. The annotation marks the transcript as partial. The record is from RefSeq and is a predicted model, not a curated record.